AGGUUGCACGUCUGCGAUAUAGAUUAUUACAAAAAAAGGAACCACGUGAUUAUAAAAUCACGUAAUAUAUUUCUAGUACACGCUUAAGAAUUGAAUACCCUUCUAAGACCGUCUGAACUAAGGUGGAAGCCAAGGUGCUCGAAAGUGAAUGGCGUCCAUUUCAUUCAACCACAGAUAGACUUGUGCUCGAGCCUCUCAGCGCGUGAGCGCUAAAUGGCGUAGCGCACGAGCGCUUCAGAGGAAGUGGCGGGUGAAGCAGGUCCGCACCUUUUCCGGUAACACAGCGCGGCUGAGGGACUGAAGCGAGAGACUGGAGAGGGAGAGAGGAGAAGAGGGGGUAACGGAUUUGGGGGAGUCCGCCGCGUUUAGAAGGGAGAGAAGACACGGAGAACGGAAACUCGGAUGAAUCAAUGACCUUUGGAGUGUUUUUUAUUUCCUCGGCUGGUUGUACGGCUUCCAGUUUGCUGCUACGCCAUUAAGGGCUCAAUAGUCCCCAUGAAGUCUUGAAGGGAAUCCCGGGCGCUUGAAUGUGCCGAGUGGCUAAAGCGAGCGGAGAGCCGGCGCACAAGGAGGAAGUCUGGACUGCUGUGGGCCAGCGAGCGGGCCGCUGUGUUAUCCGGAGUCUAAAACACCAACAGCUACUGUAGUUACACUGUGCACCAAAAACAGCAGUCUUAAGAGCUAAGAAGUGGAUUUCAAUGGACCUGUCUUUCAGAAGGCCACCAGGUUGAGACACCAGGACACUGAGACAGGUUCAGGACGGCUGCUUAUCCACACCCACUCGUCUUAACUUGGUGUUUCAGUUUCUUUAAUUCCUCUAAAGUAUGCAGAUUGAUCUAGCUCAGAGGUUCUACUCUGUAUCAUAGAAGAGCCAUACUUUUUUUGUGAAGCAAUAGUUUUGCAGUCUGUUACAGUACCUAAAAAUUGUGUUGUUGCACCAAAAGCUGAAGUAUUACAGUAGCACAUAACCUAGCCAAAGGUACGUUACCAAAAAAAACAACAAAACAACCCUAGAUCUUCUCCUCCUUAAUAAACAUAAUAUAUGCACAACCAACAAGAUGGGGAAAAUGCUUUCAAAGAUCUUCGGAAACAAGGAGAUGAGAAUAUUGAUGCUUGGACUUGACGCGGCCGGGAAGACGACCAUCCUUUACAAACUCAAACUGGGACAGUCGGUCACCACCAUUCCAACUGUGGGCUUCAACGUGGAAACAGUCACAUAUAAGAAUGUGAAGUUUAACGUGUGGGACGUGGGAGGUCAAGACAAGAUCCGACCGCUUUGGCGGCACUACUACACUGGCACACAGGGGCUCAUUUUUGUGGUGGACUGUGCUGACAGAGAUCGCAUCGACGAGGCCAGACAGGAGCUGCACCGCAUCAUCAAUGACCGCGAGAUGAGGGACGCCAUCAUUUUGAUAUUUGCCAACAAGCAAGAUCUGCCGGACGCGAUGAAGCCACAUGAGAUCCAAGAGAAGCUUGGUUUGACCCGCAUCCGUGACAGGAAUUGGUAUGUGCAGCCCUCGUGUGCUACCACAGGUGAUGGACUAUACGAGGGCCUGACCUGGCUCACUUCAAAUUACAAAUCUUAAUGUACUGUUCAGUUGGACUGCUCAGUGCAAGAGAAAUAGAUAGAUAAAAAAAUCAUAAAAUGAGCAAGAAAAAUAUGAACUGGAAUCAUUUAACAAAUAAUUCAUCUUGCAUAUGUUGGCAAAAAGAAGUUUGCUUAUAAUCCUGUUUCUGUUGAUUUUGAUCACGCCCUGUAACUGUUUUUUUUUUUUUUGUUUGUUUGUUUGUUUUUCUUUAUAUUACAUACCAAUCCUUUUGGCUGGCUGUUAAGUUUGCCUUUGGCACUACUAGAAUUCUAUUACAUUCAAUAGUACAUAAAAGUAUUACUUUGGAAAUAUGGAGAUGUAGAUUUUUCUUUUGCUCGCAUUAAGAUUUCUUUUCGGUCACUGCAUAUUUUUUAUUUUUUGUUCUUUAUCAUCUUUUCUUUUAACCAUAGCACCGUUCUUAUGUUGGUAUUCUGCUUGCAUUUUGCAUUCAUGGAAGCCAGGUUUUGCCCAUGAAUGUAGUGGGAGUGCCACCCACCCUUCUCUCACAACUCUCACACACACUCCAAAGUUUCUUUCUUUCCAGACAUAUUAUCUGUCCCAUAAUAGCAUCCUAACUCCGAUUUGUUCAUUUGUGAUCAUGUCAGAAGAAUCCAGAAAUGUAAAGAGUGAAACCAGUCUCGUUCAGUGCAAGGAGUUCAAACAGGAAAAUAAUGUGAUGUCUAGUUUUGGCAACUCCAUGUUCAUAAAAACUUGUGGAUACAUGAUAUCACAUUUUCCUUCAUUUUUCUAAGGGAAAUGCUGGCUGUGUUUUUUUGUUUGUUUUUGGUUUUCUUUGUGGGGGUGAGAUUCCACUGUAAAUGAGUAUUAAAAUUGUUUGGCUUUUUUUUUUCUUGGGAAGCACAAACAAAAGGUGUUUCACAAGAGAUGAGCCAACAUGAGUGAGAGCUGGGCAGGAGUCACAGAAGGAGAAAUGCCUAUAAGGGUGUCAAUGAGGGAAGAAGUACAAGGGCCAUUUGCUGAAGUGAGCAAUUCAGCAUUUCUGUUCUGACCCUGUGCCCCAAAAAGUGUUUACUAACCCUACUACCUUUAGUCACCUGGAUCUUUCAUGGUGCUCUGGAUUCUGUUCUGCAAAUACAAUAUCCAUCAGCUGCACUAUGCAGUCAGACAAGCCUAUUUUUGUUUUAAUAAUUUACAAUAAAUGCUUUGUUGUAUUAUUUAGAGUAAUUUGUUAUGCUGAAGAAAAAAUAAAAAAAAAUCAUAUUCCA
Molecule: messenger RNA, 2815 nt
Organism: Ictalurus furcatus (blue catfish)
Lineage: Eukaryota; Metazoa; Chordata; Actinopteri; Siluriformes; Ictaluridae
Gene: arf6a
Product: ADP-ribosylation factor 6a
Exons: 2
Coding region: 1059-1586 (175 amino acids)
Biological process (GO): intracellular protein transport; vesicle-mediated transport
Cellular component (GO): cytoplasm
Molecular function (GO): GTPase activity; GTP binding
Source: RefSeq, a predicted model, not a curated record